AAGACCUUCUAUAAUUUAAAUGCUUGUAAGUUGCCCAUUUGUGUAAAUUUCACUUGAAACUGAGAGGAAUGUAUUUCUUUUUUUUCCUCAGGUGUUCAAUACUACAUCCUCUCAUGAACCUUCAUCUGGAAAUACUGUGAAUGUGAGCAGUGUGGGGCAGUUUGCAGAUAUUGUCUUAGGGCAGCAUACGCUUCCCUCCUGGUAUUAUACAUCUAUUGAUGCUGUGCCCAAGCAUAGCAGCUCACACACUCAUAACAGAUGGCAAACACAGAUGGCUUUCUCCAAAACUGUUUAUUCAUUUGAAGUGAAAGAAGACACAGUACCAGGAACAGUUGUGGGAAAGGUGGAAACAGUGUUUGAAACUCUCACGCCUAUCACAUACUCAGUGCAGGAGGAUGACGGAGAGAACCUGUUCCUCCUGAGCCCCCUUUCAGGAGAGUUCCUAUUAUCCCGCAGCCUGGAUUUCGAAGCACAAAGCUUCUAUGUACUCACUGUUGUGGUGCAGCAGGGGGGUUCUCAGGUAUCCAGUGUCAGGGUGUACUUUAAUGUGUUGGAUGUGAACGACAACCCCCCUGUUUUCAGUCAAGAUACCUUAUCUGCGACAUUGCUGGAAGACACAUGGGUUGGCGCUUGCUUCUUGGCCUUGAAUGUGUCAGAUAAAGAUGAUGGUGAGAACGGAGACUUGAAACUGAGAGUGGUCGGUGGAGAUGAAGAGGAAGUAUUCUUCAUAAACCCAUCUGGUAGUUUGUGUUUGAACACAGAGUUAGACAGAGAGAGACAACCCUUUUACAAUCUAACUGUGACAGCCAAUGACUGUGUUCACCCUGUAUCUUUACGGUUCACCACCACAGCAUGUGUCUUUGUAGUGGUUGAUGAUGUCAAUGACAAUCCUCCAGUGUUUGUGUCAACCAAAAUAUUCAGUUUACCAGAAGACACUGCACUUCAUUCUGUUAUAAUGACUGUACAUGCUGAGGAUGAAGAUGCUGGAUACAAUGGGGAAGUCUUAUAUUAUUUGAGCAACACUUCUGGUGGCAUAUUUAGCAUUGAUAAUAGAAGUGGAAAAAUAUACCUGGAGGAGGAAUUAGACAGAGAACAGGAAGAAACCCUGACUAUUACUGUAACCGCCACUGAUAAAGGCUCACCUAGAAUGACAACCACUAUGAAUAUCACAGUGCAUGUUGAGGAUGCUAAUGACCAUGACCCUGAGUUCCCACAAAGCACAUACAACCUGACAAUCAGUGAGGAUAUCCCCAGAGGAACGAGCCUGCUUCGUGUUCAAGCUCUGGAUCGAGAUGUCGGGACAAAUGGGCAAGUGCGGUACACGUUGACCCAGGCAAGUCCUUUUGUGGUGGACAUGGUUCGAGGUGUCGUCACCGUAAUGGAUAAAUUGGACAGGGAGAAGGAUUCAAACUACACCUUAAUUAUGACAGCUGUAGAUCAGGGGGAUAAACCCAGAUCUGCUACUGCCACCAUCAAUGUCUCAGUGUUGGAUGUCAAUGACUUUGCACCUGUUUUUACUCCAACAACAGUCUCCCUGCAUGUAAGGGAGAAUGAGGAGGACCCUUCUCAGCUAACAUAUCAGGUCUCUGCUUUGGAUGAAGAUUUAGGCAUCAACAGCCAGCUUACGUACUAUAUACAGAAAGGAAAUAGUGAUGGUUUGUUCUCCAUCACUCCCAGUGGCAUGUUGCAAAUUUUACAGAGCCUGGACCGGGAGAGGGAAUCAUUGUACUUCUUUACCAUCGUAGCUGUUGAUUCAGGACUGCCACCUCUAACAGGAACUCUAACCGUGCAUGUCAUAGUGGAUGAUGUCAAUGAUAACCGUCCACAGUUUACUGAAGAAGUCUACAACACCAUAGUAUCUGAGGACAGCCCUGUUGGCACUGUGUUUGCCAUGAUGACGGCAUUUGACAUUGACGAGGGUGUCAGUGGGGAAAUAAGGUAUUCCAUGGAGAACUUCGAUGUGCCCUUCGCCAUUGAUGAAACAUCUGGAGAGCUGUUUACAACCGAUGUCUUGGACAGGGAGACAGUCGCUAUUUACAGGCUGAUGGUGAUUGCCAGUGAUAAACAUCCUACUUGGCCUCUGUCAAGUGCAGUGCUUGUUACUGUGCUCAUCGGUGAUAUUAAUGACCACUGGCCCCAGUUUAUGAACAGCCCAUAUGUGGCCUAUGUGCCCAGUGAACUGGGUCCAGGCUCAGCUGUUUGUGCAGUAAGAGCAACAGAUGGAGAUACGGAGAUGAAUGCAGAACUACAGUAUUCGUUAUAUGGACAAAGUUCAGAUCUGUUUUCCAUCUCUCCAUAUAGUGGCACCAUAUUCACUUCAGUCGCCCUCCAGAGAACAGAAGACAUCAUUAUCAAUGUACAUGUGGAAGAUGCUGGAGAAAAUCCUAAAUUUGACAUCACUACCAUCAGCAUCAGAUUUCAGAACAUUUCUGAGUUCCCACAGAUGAAUGUGGAUGUUUUGAAAUAUACUCUCACUGAGGAUGUGCCAGUUGGGACAUUAGUGGCAGUUGUCUCUGCAGUGAGCAUCAGAGCUGAACCAGUCUCUUUUUAUCUAGCUUCUGGAAACUUUGAAGACAUGUUUCAUGUGGAGCAAUUAACUGGAGCACUGAUAGUGGAAAACCCUCUGGAUUAUGAGAACAUAAAGGAGUUUACUUUGCUGAUGGAAGCCAGAGACUCCGGCUCGCCUCCUUUCUCAUCAUUUGCAGAAAUUCACCUAAACAUCACUGAUGUAAAUGAUAAUUAUCCUCACUUCACCCAAGUUGAGUACAGGUGUGAGGUUUUUGAGAACUCCCCCCCAUCCUGGGUUUGUGAUGUUCUUGCCAUUGAUGCUGAUUCAGCCAGUUACAGCACAGUGCAGUACAACAUAAUAGAAGGAAACACUAACCAUGUUUUCACAAUCGACCCUGAAAAUGGUUUAUUGAGCACCAUCACAAGUUUAGACAGAGAAGAUAUCUUUGAAUUCAAUUUAACAGUUGAAGCUGCAGAACUAAACAACCCUCUUCAUAAGGACAGAGCAACUGUUAUUGUUAUAGUUUUAGACAGAAAUGACAAUGCACCUCGUUUUUCCCACAUUUUUGUCACAGAGGUACCUGAGGAUUCUCCUGUUGGACACACAAUUACACAAGUCACCUCAACUGAUGACGAUACAGGUGACAAUGCAGUGAUUCAUUACUCCAUCACUGACCAAAGUGAUGAUAUGCCAUUUAUUAUUGAUUCCGCCACUGGUUACAUCUGUGUUGAAAGACCUCUGGACAGGGAGACGCGAGAUCAUUAUAUCCUGAAAAUAAAUGCAAAUGAUUCAGCAUGGAGCAUUAGCACUGAUGUCACAAUAGUCAUUCUGGAUGUCAAUGAUAAUAGACCAGUAUUUUCUGAUCAUUCUUACACCAUUUUCCUCCCUGAAACAAAAGAUAAAGAGGCGUUUGUAAUGCAGGUUUUUGCAACAGAUGCAGACAUGGGGCAAAACCGUGAGAUUCUGUAUGUUACUGAACCUCCAAGCGAGGUGUUUUGGGUGAAUGCUUCCUCUGGUGAAAUCUUUACGAAGCAGCCACUAAUGUUACAUGGUUCUGCUUUUGAACUCUACCAAUUCACAGUCAUUGCAUUUGACUGUGGCAAUGUUCCUCUGCACAGUAGUGCCACUGUCACAGUGAGACUAGAACCAUAUAACUACUACCCACCAAUAUUUUUACCUUUCCAGCCUCUCAUUGCUAUACCAUAUCACAUGGCUGUGGGUACUGUAGUGGUCCAGUUUACAGCAGUAGAUCAGGAUGUCAAUAACAGCAGUGUUGGCAUUGAAUAUGUUUUGAAUGGAGGUAACACAUCUGACUUCUUCCAGAUCCAAGCGGACAAUGGAAAAGUAAUGUUAUAUCAAAGUGUGGAGGAGAGCAUAAAUUUGUUUUUCACUUUACUUGUGUUGGCAAAAGAUCAAGGCACCCCCUUUUUAUCAUCACAGACUGAAAUCACUUUUGAAAUUACAGGGAAGAAUCAAUUUUCUCCAAGCUUUGGUGAGCCAACUGUCACUUUCUCUGUCCCUGAGGACUUGUCAGUAGCAUCAGUAAUUGGGAAAAUUAAAGCAGAAGAUAGGGAUUAUGGUCCCAAUGGUGCCAUUAUGUACUGCUUUACCCCAGAAAAUCAAUAUUUACCAUUUUCUGUAGGAGAAGCCUCUGGACUGCUAACACUGAUAAGAGAGCUUGACUUUGAAACAGAAAGUAUUUAUCAUUUCCAAAUCAAAGCCGUGGAUGGCGGCUGGGUCUCUAAAACCGGCGUGUUAAAUGUUACGGUGGUAGUUAUGGAUGUGAAUGACAAUCCUCCAGUCUUUUCUUCCUCAGAGUAUACUGCCUCAGUGUUAGAAAACUCAGACAUUGGAACUAGAGUUCUAGAUGUGAAGGCUGUGGAUGCUGAUUCAGGUGCAAAUGCACAAAUAUUCUACUCUCUUGUUGCUGGCCACGUGGAUAAAUUUGCAAUUGAUUCGAGAAAUGGCACAAUCACCACCUUGGAUGUUUUUGAUUACGAGCGAGAGCAGAUCUUUGAUAUAACUAUCAGAGCUUCAAACACUGGGGGUCAUGCUUUAUUUAGUCUGGCACAUGUUGUCAUCCAAAUCUCAGGUGUCAAUGAGUUCACACCUAAAUUCAGGACAAAACAAUUCAACUUUUUGGUAUUUAAAAAUGUGCCUGUUGGAAGUAGGAUUGGAAAAGUAACAGCUACAGAUGAUGACCUAGGCUCUGAAGGUCAAGUGUUUUACCUGAUGUUUGGUCAAAACAAAUAUGUGGGCUUUGAAAUCAACAAAUUUUCUGGAGUAAUAUACACGACUGGCAGUUUGAGAAAACAAGGUAACAAUCACAUAGUUUUAAAAGUCCUAGCGAAGAAUUCUGGUAUUAUUACUGGCAUGGAUGUAGACGAGACUUUGGUCCACAUCAGUGUGAUCGACAUGAACGAUGCACCCAUAUUCAACUCUGCACUUUAUGUGACACAAGUUACAGAAGACAGCCCAGUCGGGACAUCAGUGAUAACUGUGAGUGCUCUGGAUCAUGACUCAGUCUUAGACUGGAAUAAUUUCUUUUUCAGUAUUGAAAAUGGAAAUGCAAAUGUCUCUUUUGCCAUCGAUCCAAGCAGUGGUGUUAUUUCAGUAAACUCUCAACUUGACAGAGAACUGUUGCCAUUUUAUAAUCUGACUGUUACAGCCACUGAUAAUGGCUCUCCGCCAGCCACUGGGACUACUAAUGUUGUUGUAACUAUUGAUGACAUUAAUGACAAUGCUCCCGAACUCACGUUCACCGAGGCUCAAGUCAGGGAAAAUCAGCCUCAAGGCACCAUAGUUGCAAAAUUAACUGCAUCUGAUUCUGAUUUGCCGCCAAACCAGGGACCUUUUACCUACUGGUUGGUAAAUCCUUCAAUGGAUACUGCUUUUUCCCUGACCCCUGAUGGAGUGUUGUUCACUACACAGACUAUUGAUCGGGAACACAUCUCUGCAUAUCGAGUCCUGGUGGCUAUUAGGGAUGCAGGGAUCCCUCUGCUGUCAUCAACAACAAUGAUCCACAUCGAGGUUGUAGAUGAAAAUGAUAAUCCUUCAUUUCCUAGAAACAUCUUCAUCGAGGUGAAAUAUUUUGGCAGUUCUUUCCAAGGAGGCAUAAUUGGCAAUGUCCGUCCUGAGGACCAGGAUGUGUCUGAUACUUUCAACUGUGCCAUCAAAAGUGGUCCACCUAACAUGUUUACAGUAGCUAAUGACACAUGUGAGCUGUGGUCGUCUCCUUUUCAAGGCGAAGCAACAUUAAACGUCACUGUUGAAGCUACAGACCAGGUUCACUUCCCAGUCAACAACAGCAUCUACGUAAACUACAAAGGUUUCACAAAUGCUUCUAUAGACAGCUGUAUAUUCUUCUAUGUGUCAUCAUCUUCAAUGGAAGAGUUUUUGUCAAAUAAGUAUUUGCGAUUUGUAAAAGCUCUGGACAGUCUGUUCAAUAUGCAGGCCUCGAAGACUCAUGUAUUCGGAAUUAAACAUAUUGGCAGGGAAAUUCUUCUUUUGGCUGCAGUUAAAAAUUACAACGGCCAAUAUCUUAGCAGAGAGGUAGCGAGUGGUAUCUCUGCAGGCCAUAGGAAACUACUGGAGGCUCAGAGCAAUGUGACGAUUUCUCACAUCACCAGUGAUCCAUGUCUCACCAGCGCUUGUCAAAACGGAGCAACAUGCAACAAAAACAUUUACAUCAGCCAAGAUGUUGCGGUUCUUGAAAGCACGGCGGUCAUUUUUGUUUCACCGAGGAAAGAGGUUUUUAAUUGCACCUGCCCGGUCGGCUUCACUGGCACACUGUGUGAAGAUGACAUCAAUGAAUGUGAGGUGAAUCCCUGUGAAAAUCAAGGCACAUGUGUGAAUACUCCAGGAGGUUUCUACUGUCACUGUCAAAGUGGCUUCUCUGGCAUUUUCUGCUCUACUGAUGUAGAUGAAUGCCUGAAGCUGAAGUGUCAAAACGGAGGAACUUGUACUCCCACUAAGGAUGGAACUCACUGCCAGUGUGUGUCUGGAUUUGAAGGAGAAAUGUGUGAACAGCUGGUAGACCAUUGUAGAUCGACCCCUUGUGUUCAGGGCCGCUGCAUCAAUUCACAGGCAGGAUUCACUUGCAACUGUCCCUUUGGUGUAAGUGGACUCUUCUGCGAGGAGCACAGUUAUGGCUUUGAGGAGCUGUCCUUCAUUGAGUUUCCCCCAUUGGAUCGCAGGACUAAUUUAAUCUCUCUGGAGUUUGCAACUGUGCAGAGGAGCUCUCUGCUCCUGUACAACCCCGGAGGACUGUCCAGCAGGGAGUUCUUUGCACUGGAGAUACUAGAUGGGGCCAUACAUGUCUCUUAUGACCUGGGCUCAGGACCUGUGAGGCUACAGACAAAGAAACAAGUGGCAGAUGGAUAUUUUCACAGUGUCACUGCCAGGAGGAUUGGCAACAUGGGUUCUUUGCAUGUGGACAACUGCACAGAUGUUGAGAACACUGGAUUUUGUUUUUCACAGAGUGACGGCAGAGGCUCAGAGAGGACACUUGAUGUUGGUAGUAAUAUGACAUUUGGAGGACUGAGAACUUUUGAAUCUAUUUUGCUGCAUCCAGGUCAGAUAAAAACUCAUGAUUUCAUUGGAUGUAUUCGCAACAUUCAUGUGAAUGGCAUCCUGCUGAGACCUUCGAUGGCCCUUGCAACAUUUAACAUUCUUGAUUGGUGCCCUCGGCAAACUCCAUCACCAUGUCACAUUAACCCAUGUAAGAACAGUGGCACGUGCCAUGACCUUUGGUCUGACUAUGUGUGUGAGUGCAAAACUCCUUUCACUGGAAGUAACUGCACCAAAGGAGUGUCAGAAGAGCUUGUAUUGCGAUUUAAUGGGAAUGACUACAUUGAAUAUGUCAUCAAAGAGCGAGUCAAGAGAGACUACCUGCUAAAAAACCUGCUGGGUGAUGAAAAAGAGGAAAACACCAGAGACCAAACAGUGAUUAACAUCAAGUUCAAGACCAAAGAUAAUGGCGUGUUGAUAUUUGUUGUUAAACAGACAGGAUACAUUAUGUUGAAGAUAAAUGAUAGAAAGCCUGUCUACAUUUCCAAAGACAUGCUGUCAGGACACCUGUCAGAGUUCACUGUGGACUCACCCGUGGCUGACGGGGACUGGCAUGUCCUCCUUUUGUUCAGCAAUGGACGAAGCAGUUAUCUGCUUCUGGAUGGUAAACCAGCCUUGAACUUCACUGACCCAAGUUUGGAUCUCACUCCUGUUAGUGUGGAAAAGAUUAUUAUUGGUGCAGCUCUGUCAGGUGAUUCAAAGUUCCAGCAUUCAGGGUUCACUGGAUGUGUGCAGUAUUUCAACGUGACUGGUUUCGCUCUGCCUGUCAGUGGGCGCAGCGUGAUGGUGGAUGUCUGGCAGAGCUCGACUCUUGUCCAGUCAAGCUGCAGCUCUCCAGGUGUCUGCAUCCCCUCGCACUGCUCUGGGGAAUACACAGCCGGGAGGGGGUGUCUCUCUGCACACUGUCAAAACUGGUGGAGGUGUGGACUUGCUGUGCAGAACAAGUCUUGCAUCUGUUUACAUAAUGUCUCUGACCACGCCUGCGAUAUCUGUGUCCUUCCAACACAGAGUCGUGAUCGAUGCUCUGAGGCACAGGGCAGCAUGACUCUGUGGCUCAUAGCUGUGGUUUUUCCUCUAAUCUUCAUCCUGGUGAUUAUAGGAAUGCUUGUUGCCCUUUACAGAGUGAAGCAUCAGAAUGCCAAGUGUAAGAGUGAUAGCUCAUCACAGAGAACAGAGCAGGGGACAGACAAUGCAGCCUUUUGUUUCGAUGACAGUAGAACGCUCAGAGGUGCUGCAUCUGCAGAAAAGGAGACACAAGAUGACCCAAUGAGUGCUGACGAGCGGAUCUUAAGCGUGGAGUUUUACUGUGAUGCCAGUCUGUCAAGUGCUCAGCCCGUGCCAAACAGUGAGCUGGAGUAUUACGAAAUCUGCAGCAUCUCUAGUGCAUCUUAUUCAGACACUGCCUCACUGCAACUCAGCUGGCACAGGAGUUUGUACGCCACAAAGUGUGUGAAAACUGAACCUAAACGGUGGGGAGAUUUGAAGAUGCUGUUAGCAGGAUUAAAAAAGGAAAGUACCAGCAAGCAGAGGGAAAUAAGUCCUACAAAACCACAAAAUGUAGCUUCUCUUGACAAGCAGCUGAUGGGUAAGACUGAUGCAGAGCAGUUGCAGCAUAGCCCUCCUCCAUAUAAGAAGAGAUGCCUGCAACCAGAGUUCCUGGAGCCUGUACAGUGCCUCACUUUUGAAGAAAUUAGUAAACUAAACGCUCCACUGGAGCAAACAAUGUCACACCAAGCAUCCCUGAAGCCCGGAUCAGCCAAGUGCACCACAGCGAUCAAUGUGUCAUCUCAUAGUGAAACAGACAGCACAUUCACCGGCAUGGAGUCUGAGUGUGGAUGGUUUUCUACCAUCAGCGCCAAGAAAUAUAUACGUGAGCAGUCAUCCCUGUCAGGGUGCAGCUUCAGACAACAGGCCAUCUGGCCUGUCGGCUCAUGCUUACCUCACACCUCUCAGUCUGCUGCAGGUCAGUAUGAAGUCAAGAGUGCUCCUUCCAGUAUGUUUGCACAAUGGGAAAAUAUUUUAAAUAUGCACCUACCUUUUAGCAGCUAUGCCCCUGUGUUUGAGGACAUUGCAUGUCUACCCUCUGAAUCCACUCAUAGCUAUGAUAUGCAAAGUGACAUAGAGGAAAUUAUUUGAUGGUCAUUAUAUAAGUGUAGCUAAUGAUAUUUAGUCUGUUUUGUUCUGUGAACUUUGCAGAAAUUGUUUGUGAUUCAGUUAAUUAACAAUGUAAAUUAAUUUUAGUCUCAGUUUUAGUUCGGACUUUGACCGGUUUCUGAACAACACCAUUUUAAUUGGUUCAUGUUUACUUGGUCAAGUUUAAGGUUAAUGUGACCUUGUAGAGUGUGAAUGAAUAAAUUCAUGUGGCCUAAAAUUAAACCGUACUUCCACUACCUUACUUCCACAGUGUCCACUCUGUUUUAACGUAGGAUGCCUGAUGGCUUGGCUUCAUCUAGUGGACAAAGUUUAGGUUAUAUCCAAAGGCUCUCUGUUAAACUGCUUAUUUGUAAAUUGUUUCUUUGUUAAAAAUUGUCUAUUUACACUAGCACGUGGUGGAGAGCAAUGUUGGGGCAUGUUGUGAUGCACUCUUUUUCAAGCUGAGUGAAGAGGUUUCACAAGCUGCCUAUGGGAAUAAAGUACACACAUUCUGCGCAAACAGAAACACUCCACAGUGUAAACGAUAUUAGGCUACAGUUACAUUUCUCAAAUAUAAUCAACAACAUAAGUGUUGACAAACUCCCAGACACGUAUUUGCAAACACAGAGACUUUUUUUUAAUGAAUUGUUUUAUAAUUGUAAUAAUUUAUAGAUUAGAAAUUAUUCUCAGUCUGUUAUUCAG
Messenger RNA from Scatophagus argus, 9913 nucleotides. Its product is annotated as protocadherin Fat 4. Gene Ontology annotation, biological process: calcium-dependent cell-cell adhesion; adherens junction organization; homophilic cell-cell adhesion. Gene Ontology annotation, molecular function: cadherin binding; calcium ion binding. Bases 272 to 9214 code for a protein of 2980 amino acids. The transcript has 15 exons. Lineage: Eukaryota; Metazoa; Chordata; Actinopteri; Scatophagidae. The record is from RefSeq and is a predicted model, not a curated record. Gene Ontology annotation, cellular component: catenin complex; plasma membrane; adherens junction.